Molecule: messenger RNA, 1524 nt
Organism: Nymphaea colorata (pocket water lily)
Lineage: Eukaryota; Viridiplantae; Streptophyta; Magnoliopsida; Nymphaeales; Nymphaeaceae
Product: nuclear transcription factor Y subunit C-3-like
Exons: 3
Coding region: 493-1311 (272 amino acids)
Biological process (GO): regulation of DNA-templated transcription
Cellular component (GO): nucleus
Molecular function (GO): DNA binding; DNA-binding transcription activator activity, RNA polymerase II-specific; protein heterodimerization activity
Source: RefSeq, a predicted model, not a curated record
UGGGGAUGGAAGUCUUGGAGCUUCCAUCUGUUCGAAGAUCCUUCACUCCUCUCUUGUUGGGCGUCCAUCCAUCCAUCCGCUGCUGUUGGAUUUCUCCCUCUUGACUGGAGAAUACCAAACAACAAAAGGCUUCAUCAUCAUCAUCAUCAACGACGAUCCUGGUGGUUUCACGCGUCAAACCCUCAUCCUCUCUUUCUGGAUAUUAUCCAAUAGCAAAAUUUCGCUUCCUCACGUUUUCUGCGUAUAUAUCCUCUUCCUCCCUCUUUCUACAAGCCUAGGUUUGAGGGUGCUCUAGCUUAUGCUCACCAAUUUAUUGGAAAGUGCAAAUGUUCUAUCUGAACUUCAGUCACCAACUGGGCUACUAAAUCAUAGAUUGAGUUCUGUGCACCGUUAAGUGCACGCAACCUACGCAGUAAGGGAGGGGACAUUUUAGUAAUUUUUGAGAAAGAUUCAGGAGUGGUUCGGUUGGGACUUGGUCUGAUACUUAAAAAUAUGGAUAAGCAAGGGCAAGGGCAGACCCCAGUAAUGGGUGUAGUUAGUGGAGCAGGAGCGAUGCCUUAUAGCACACAGCCACAUCAAGCUGCUCAGAUGUUGGGCCCUGGGACUGCUGCAUCUGCUGCAGUUAAUGUUCAAUCUGCAGGUCAGUCUGUUGCAUUUGCCACCUCUCCUGCUCAAGUGGCUGCUCAGAACCAGCUCAUGUAUCAGCACUUGCAUCAGCAACAGCAAGCUCAUCAACUUCAACAGCUCCAGUUGUUUUGGGCUAAUCAGAUGCGAGAAAUAGAACAGACUGUGGAUUUCAAGAAUCAUAGUUUGCCCUUGGCAAGAAUCAAGAAGAUUAUGAAGGCUGAUGAGGAUGUGAGGAUGAUAUCAGCUGAGGCUCCCAUAGUUUUUGCAAAGGCUUGUGAGAUGUUCAUUCUUGAGCUGACGCUUAGGUCAUGGAUACACACUGAAGAGAAUAAGAGGCGGACACUGCAGAAGAAUGACAUAGCUGCUGCGAUCACGAGGACAGACAUAUUUGAUUUUCUGGUCGACAUAGUACCAAGGGACGAGUUGAAGGAUGAGGUAGUCGCCGGAAUCCCCAGGGGUGGAUCACUGCCUAUUGGUGCACCACCUGACGUGAUUCCGUACUAUUACAUGCCUCCUCAGCCUGUUGGUCCAGUAGGAGCACCAGGGAUGAUAAUGGGGAAGCCUAUCAUGGAUCCAGUAGCUUUCACCCAGCAGCAUUGUCCUUACGUGCCACAACAGAUGUGGCCACAGCCUCCCUCUCAAGAGGAGCAGCAGCCAACACAACAGCAGCAGCAGCAAGCUUGAACGUGAUUCCGAGCUGUGAUAGUGCUGGACUAGAACAGUUUCCAUUGAAUGUGUGUCUACAGAUGCUCAUUACUAUGUGAAACAUUGUUCUCUCUUUCCCUCUCUGUGCUUGUUCAUUGUGUAGGAACAUAAACAGUUCAGACCCGGAUAAUUUAAAUGCGUUGGGAAUCAAAUUUGGUGUUCACGACAGCUAAAAGAAUCGACGUUUUCUUA